AUGGAAAAAUAAAAAAAUAAAAAUAAAGAAAUAUAAUAAAACACUGAAGAAUCUGAAGAUAGUGAAAAUGAAGAUGAUGAUGAAAAUAAAGAAUAAAACGAUGAUGAUGAUGACGAUAAAAAUAAUGGCAUUUUAAUCCCUGUUGUAGAAUGGGUUAAAGGUAUUAUUCCAAGAAUAAUUCCAAAGCCUUAAUCAGCUAAAUGA
Messenger RNA from Ichthyophthirius multifiliis, 204 nucleotides. RefSeq lists its product as hypothetical. The transcript has a single exon. The record is from RefSeq and is a predicted model, not a curated record. NCBI's taxonomy places the organism in Eukaryota, Ciliophora, Oligohymenophorea, Hymenostomatida.